AUGAAGCUUACUUUUAAAAAUUUAAACCAACAAAAGUUUGUUAUUGAAGAUGUUGACCCGAUGAAUACUAUAUUACAAGUUAAAGAAAAGAUCCAAGAAGUGCAAGGUCAUGAUUCAAAGUGUCAAAAACUUGUUUAUUCUGGAAAAAUAUUAGCGGAUGAUAAAACAGUUGAGAGUUAUAAUAUUAAAGAAAAGGAUUUUAUUGUUUGUAUGGUUCAGAAGCCUAAGCAGGUAGCAAGUUCUAGUGUUGCUACGGAAUCAAAUGUUUCUACAGAGAGCAUACAAGAUUCAGAAAGUGGUAAGAUAAAAACUAUGACAUCAAGUUCAGAGGCUCCGACAUUAUCUUCUGGAGUUUUUAGUGACCCUAAUUCUCUUGUUAUUGGGCAGUUACGUGAUACAGCUGUAGAAAAUAUGGUGGAAAUGGGAUAUGGACGUACAGAAGUAGAGAAUGCUAUGCGUGCAGCAUUCAAUAAUCCUGAUAGAGCAGUGGAGUAUCUUUUGACAGGUAUUCCUGAACAUUUAUCUCAAGAGUUAUCUCAGCAUGUAUCUCUUCCUCAACCUGUAUCUCCUUCUCAACAAACACUCCAGACUCAACAAGUGCCUCAACCUACAUCUGUGCCUACAUCUAAUCGAUCUCAAAAUUUAUUUGAAUUAGCUGCUCAAGUUUCUCAACAAGGAAGAGAACGUUUAAAUUCUGGUUCUGGUAAUUCUUUGGGAGGUUCUGGUAGUACAGAAAGUUUGGCAUUUCUAAGAAACAAUCCUCAAUUUCAGAUGUUACGACGGCUUAUUCAAACUCAACCACAUAUGCUUGAAUCAGUAUUACAACAGUUAGCUCAAGGAAAUUUACAAUUAGCUACGCUUAUAAAUCAAAAUUCUGAGGCAUUUUUACAGUUGCUUUCUGAAGAAAUAGAGGGAGAGGAUACUACAUUGACGCCUAAUAUGAUUCAACUAACAGAAGAGGAACGGCAAGCUAUUGAAAGACUUGAAGCUUUAGGAUUUUCUCGAGGAACUGUUGUUCAGGCUUAUUUUGCUUGUGAUAAAAAUGAAGAGAUGACUGCAAAUUAUUUGUUUGAGCAUGGUCAUGAAUCUGAUGAAGAAAUUUCUUGA
Molecule: messenger RNA, 1107 nt
Organism: Pneumocystis murina B123
Lineage: Eukaryota; Fungi; Ascomycota; Pneumocystomycetes; Pneumocystales; Pneumocystaceae
Product: UV excision repair protein Rad23
Exons: 9
Coding region: 1-1107 (368 amino acids)
Biological process (GO): proteasome-mediated ubiquitin-dependent protein catabolic process; nucleotide-excision repair
Cellular component (GO): cytosol; nucleoplasm
Molecular function (GO): polyubiquitin modification-dependent protein binding; damaged DNA binding; proteasome binding
Source: RefSeq, a predicted model, not a curated record